Molecule: messenger RNA, 785 nt
Organism: Etheostoma spectabile (orangethroat darter)
Lineage: Eukaryota; Metazoa; Chordata; Actinopteri; Perciformes; Percidae
Product: opsin-3-like
Exons: 2
Biological process (GO): G protein-coupled receptor signaling pathway
Cellular component (GO): membrane
Molecular function (GO): G protein-coupled receptor activity
Source: RefSeq, a predicted model, not a curated record
CAGUUUCAGUAAAAAGCAGCUCGAGGAGGUUUGAAUUAGCGGCGCGGGGGAGCGUGGAGAAGUGUCUACAGUGUCUCGUGCCCAGGGCGCGCGCUCGCAAACCGUGUGCAGCAUAAUGCUGGACACCAUAAGUUGUUAUCCACGCAAUGAAUCCUGCGAACGAAACCAGAGCGGAGAGAACUACAGAACAUUAUUAUUUCACAGCUGGCACCUACAAACUUCUCGCUUUUACUGUCGGGACCAUUGGAGUGUUCGGCUUUUGUAACAACGCCGUUGUCAUCAUACUUUACUGUAAAUUCAAGAGACUGAGGACGCCCACCAAUUUGCUACUGGUCAACAUAAGUUUGAGUGAUUUGCUGGUUUCUGUCAUCGGGAUAAACUUUACAUUUGCUUCGUGCGUCAGAGGCGGGUGGACGUGGAGCCAUGCGACAUGCAUCUGGGACGGCUUUAGCAACAGCUUAUUUGGCAUCGUCUCCAUCAUGACUUUGGCAGCCCUGGCCUAUGAACGCUACAUCCGAGUGGUCCACGCCCAGGUGGUGGACUUUCCCUGGGCGUGGCGAGCCAUUGUCCACAUUUGGCUGUACUCCCUGGCCUGGACGGGCGCUCCUCUGCUGGGUUGGAACCGCUACACGCUGGAGAUCCACCAGCUGGGCUGCUCCCUGGACUGGGCAUCUAAGGACCCCAAUGAUGCCUCCUUCAUCCUCUUAUUCCUACUGGCCUGUUUCUUUGUGCCUGUGGGCAUCAUGAUCUACUGCUACGGAAACAUCCUCUAUGCAGUGCAAAUG